Naegleria fowleri is the source of this 6960-nucleotide messenger RNA. RefSeq lists its product as uncharacterized. Lineage: Eukaryota; Heterolobosea; Eutetramitea; Acrasida; Naegleriidae. Gene Ontology annotation, cellular component: plasma membrane; cytoplasm. Gene Ontology annotation, molecular function: small GTPase binding; guanyl-nucleotide exchange factor activity. The transcript is spliced from 3 exons. Gene Ontology annotation, biological process: small GTPase-mediated signal transduction. Bases 1 to 6960 code for a protein of 2319 amino acids. The record is from RefSeq and is a predicted model, not a curated record.
AUGCCAAACAUCUCUAGUUUUGGAGACAUUUUCAGUGGAGGAGGGAGUCUCUUCUUCAACAAUUCAUCGUCCAAGAAUUAUUGGCCAACCUAUGAACAUACUUUCGGAAUCGCCAUUCAAUCAUUUGAUCCACCCUCUCCUCUAUCGGAUUAUUGUAUUCGUCUCUCUGUUGGAGACUUGGUCAUUAUUAGGGGAGAAUUUGAGGGAUGGUACAAGGGAGAACGAUUUCCCUCAACAACAUCCAUACUUUCCACAGUUUCAUCAAAUUCUCCUCAAGGAUUUAAAUCUAAAGCAUCGGGAAUGAAAAAGUUUUUGCAGUCCUCGGGAGAUUCAGAUCAACACUUGUCCAUUCUAACAACAAAUGCAUUAACAGGAGGAGCUCUAACAAGUAGUAACAAUUCGAGUGGUGGUGUUGGUGGUGGGUUGGGAUCACCUCCCGCAUCUCCAACCGCAAUAGGAAUGUCAAUGGAAUCAACAACGAACUCUCUCUCAACCACUCACCAUUCAAGAGCAUCCAGGAAAUUUUCUGAAAACGAAAGUAUGGAAAAAGUCAUUGUAUCAUCGAAAGGCUUUUUUCCAGCAACACACAUUAUACGAUUUGAUGGUAGCCCUAAUAAUCCAUUCUCUUUGAAUUAUCAACUUGCCACUGGAGUGAGCGAGCAAAAUCAAAAUCGCAACAGCUCACAUGAAGGUUCAUCCAAUAAUAAUGGCUCUCAACAACAAAUGGCUGUCAUUUCUGCCAAUAAUUCUAAUGUCCCAGGAAAUCUUCCUCUAGUUUUACUCUCUCCAAGAAAAUCUAAUGCUUCAGAUAUGAAAUUUGGAACUUUUCCAAAUAAUGACGACCAAGGAGGAUCUUGCGGAACUUUUCCAAAUAAUGACGACCAAGGAGGAUCUUGCAUGUCACAGCCAACCUUGAAUUCAAAUGUUCUUGAAAAUCCACCAAUUACAAUCUCCUCGUCGUCUAAUUCAUCUCUACCACCCGUGGAUCAUAGUGGAGAAAUCAGUAAUAACUCUCCAAACGAGCAAAACGAUUUUAUCACUACCGCACCAGUUUCUGCAUCACCCGCUCUUUCGAGUAUCAUUGGAUCAGUAACCACAUCCAACACUGGUGUCAUCAAUCCUCAAUCUUCUCUAAAAAACAACACGUUUAGCAUCUCUGAUAACAGCAUUCUAGGCUCAUCUCCAUCAUUGGAGAUAAAAAAAACCAAUACUAAUCAAGGAACUUCCAGCUCUCAAACCCCAAUCAGUGCGAAUAGGACAAAAUCUUUUCGUAGAGGCGUUCUCAAUAGCUUUCAUGCCACGAAACAAAAAAUUGAGCACAUGAUAAAUAAGCCAGAAGGAAAAAAGAAUAUGACACCAAACAGUGAAAAAAGGCAGAGCAUUAUAAACGAGUCACAAAAAUCAAAAAGGACAAGUUUGAACCUUUCUGGCAUGAAUUUGUCAAACAUUUUCAGUAACAGCCGUGAUGAAUUUGCAGUGAAUCAGCGAGCAAUAUCUUUCUCAGAUACCUUCUUUACAGACCAUGAAAAGAUGCUCUCUCCAUCUGCCGCAAAAUCUCACGAAAGAAAAAGAAGUCAAAGUAUUUCUGCGAAUACUGCCUUUCUUACUUCUUCCAAAAACACAAAUGCAAUCAUUUCAACAGCUCUUACGGCGAUUGGUAAUGUAUAUCCAGAACAAAUCUAUGCUCAAUCUAGCUAUCUCGGAGGAACAGUAGAAAUAUUUCCAAACGUUGCGCAACAUUUUCAGAGAGAAAUAAUUCCAUUCUUGGAAUUGGAUUGGUUUGCACCAUUUUUAAAUAUACCAAUUUGCAAAACAAUUAUUGAGACAGUUUUUGAUUGGAAUAUGAAACACUUUAAAUCUUUAACAACACAUGAGGAUAAUCGAGAAAGACUGAUGAGAGUUUUUGAAAUUGAGUGCAAAAUGAUUAAUUCAAUGAUUGAUUAUUAUUCUUAUCAGCACCGUAAUGAUAGUGAAAACUACAAGCCAAGAAUGAAAGAAAUUCUAAAAAACCAAGCUUACUUAUUAGAGGAAGGAGCAUCCUUAUUUAAUGAAGACAUCACAAUCAAGAAAAAUGGAGAACUCCUGACGCCCAUGAAUACUUUAUUAUUUGAUUUGUAUCAAAUGUAUUGGGAGGUUAUAGAUAAGGAAAAGAGUCAAAUUACUGGAUCGUUGAAAUUACAAAGUUCUUUCGACAGAUUGCCUGAAGGUAACUUUCAACUCUUGAUGGAAAUUUCUGGGUGUUCUUACUUUGACAGGGUUGAAUGGAGGUUUUGUCUGUAUGACAUUGGAUCAAAGUCCAUUAUGUCUGAAGAUCUAGUCAUUGUCACUUCAAGAAAGAAUGAAUAUAGGGUGAGCGUGACCUCACCUGAAAAUAAUUUGGAUGAGUCACAAGAUGACAUUAUUCAGCAAGAGGAGGAUGAUCCUACCGAAAUGAGACGUCAAGAUAUUUAUGCAGUAUUCAAAGAUGUCUCGAAGUUGUAUUUGGAAGGAGAACAGCUGGUGGUUCUUGUUAGAGCAUACAGACUCGAAAAAAUUAAGGUGGACCCACCGAUUAACCACAAGCAUACCUUAGAUUGCCGAGUUCCUUUGGCAAUUGCUCUCUCUCCAAAAUUAUCACGUUCAGUGGUCACAGAACUCGCCAAUGAUGGCUACCUGAGAUGCGAGUUGAAUUUCUUUAAUUUUAAAAGUAAUGACAGCCUCGAAAUGAUACUGGAUGACAUUCUCAACGACAAGCAAGAUUUGGAACGAGAUGCGCUUGUGGGUGUUGAGCUUUCACUAAGCAUGGUUACAGGUGAUUAUCACAAAGCUUUUAAACAGUACCCCCAAUUAACUCAUCUACCACUUGUACCAAUGACUCGAUUUAGUAGCUCCAUUCUUUCUGAUGACAUUCGGAACGAUAUUUACAUUUCUCUACAUUCUUUGCUUAAUAAGAGCAUUGAUACCCUCUACGUCGAAGCUAAGAUGUACAUAAAAGACAAAGAGGGUCACACCAUCCAGUGUGACAUUAAUCGAAAGCAAAGAGUGUACAGAUCUCCCAUUUUAAGAAUGAAAAAUCCAACAUGGGAUGAGAUCAUUCUUGUGAAUGUAAACUCGCAUCAGUUACAGUCCGCUAUCAUUAUUUUUGACUUUUACACUGUUAAUAGCAAGAAGAAUAACUAUGAAGUGACACAUAAGUUUUUUGCAUAUUUACCAAUUGAUGACGCAACGCGAACACUCACCUUGGGAGUGGAAACCUAUAUUGAACCUCUCACAUGUUACAAAAUUUCUAAGGGCUACACAUUCCAAGAUUUUAUGAAUAAUGAAUCAAUAAGGACUAAAUUUGCGAAAAAGUCCAGGCUGACCAUUUCCUUGAACGUGGUUUCCACCUCUAUUGCUAUCAACCCUAACUUAAGAGAUUUCUUAAAGUGGGAUUCCAUGGAUGAAACAAAUAUUCAGUCCGUCAUCAAGGAUAUCGACUUUAAAACGGUAGAUACAGCAAUAUGUUUUAGGGAAAUUGUGAGCUCUCUAUUUGGUAUUGCAAACAAAUAUGGAAAGGCAAGAAACAACAUAGAUUUUGUCGAAAGUCAGCUCUUGCAAAAAGUAUUUGAGAAGAUUUGUACUAUAGUGUCAACGUUAUCAGAAGAUUCAGAAAGAUUUAACUCCGUUAUUGACGAUUACAGCAAAUCAUUUCCAUAUCAUACCAGCCAUAGAUUUAUUCUUCAUUAUUUGAGCAAGUAUUUUGACUUGUUUAAAGCUGAAGAUAUGACUAUUGGAACCAAGGAAAAGCUUGUUAGAGCUCUAGUAUCGUUUGUGUUCUUUGUGAAAAUUAUUGAGAAAUCUCUUUCCUCUUUCAAGACAAAGUUACCCGAUUUGUAUCAAGAAGAACUCACUUUUGUACAGAACGAGAUCACCAUAAUUUAUUCUAAACUCAAUCUGUUAGCUCAAAAAUCAGAUGCAACACAUUCCACCUUUAAAAACAUCAAAUCUGCCUUUUUUGACUCGCUCAAUCCCAGCUACUAUGACACAUUGUUAUCACUUUUUGAUGAAGUGACGAUUAGCAGACAAAUUGAAUCAUUCAUGAUCUCUCUACCUGAAGAAGAAGUUCAUAGAAAAUUAGCUCAUAUUGACAUUGUAGUUUCAUCCAAUGUUUUUGAGAUGCGUGCUGUAAAUUCAUACCUUUUACCAAAAUUUGUGGACAUUUUGGAAAACUUUGGUGAAUGUUUUUUAGAAAACAAAUCUAUCUCCAUUAUGAACAAGCUCAUCCAAUAUUUAAAAAAGCAACUCUCUCCCAACAAACCUAAAUUAACUCCAGGCAUGACCAAAUCAUGUUCUACUGACUCUCUAGAAGAACGAAGAGGUUUAGUAUUAUCAAUUGAAGACGCAGAAGGUCUUGCGAUCGAUGAAAAUGAUGUCUGCACCUAUUGUGUUUCUUGUUUGAAAGAGUUAUUAGGUCUUGUUGGAUUGUUAAAGGAGGCAUUUGAGACAUCACUCGAAAGAACGGAGGAAUUGGAAGCAGAAUAUGCUGCCGCUCGAGAACGAAUCGAACAAGAAGGUACACUCAGCAUCAACAACUCUCAAAAUGUUAACCAAUCGUCAAGACAAACUGCCUCCAAUGUCAUGAGCAAAUACGAAUCAGAUAUUAAUCAAUCUAAGCGUGUCAGUUGUGACGUUGUCAUUACAAUUGUUAACUUUUUGGAUGUGUUAACGUACAAAGAUGUGUUGGAUUGUUUACUGUCAAUGUUAUCUGAAUAUUCCUCAUGUGCUGAACUCGAUACUAUUGAACUCAUCUUGGAUCUCAUUUCAAUGUUGCUCUCAAAGAAGAAUCCGCUUCCAAAAAAUUGGACUCAGAUGAAUAUUUAUCAAUACGGAACGAUUUCAACUAUUAUUCUAAUGAACGCAAUGAAGGUGAAAAAAUAUAUGGUUUUACUUGAAGGACCAUCAAUUACAUCAGUUAGUACUUUCUCUGGAAAUUUCUCAAGAGAAGCAAUUAUCCUCAACAAACCUAUCGUAGAUGUCAAUGUCAACAGAAUUACGAAAGUGUCUCAAUUACUCAUCAAAUAUUUAUUCGAUACAGUCUUCUCAUUUGAGCCAGAAAAGAUGAGAACAUUUGAUAGAAAUCAAUUUUUAAGCCAAAAUGAUCAAAGAGCCAAAAUUUUAACCGUCUUUUAUGAGGAUAUUUGGUCUUUUUGUCCUUUGCAGUUACAAGAAAGUUGCUUGUUAGAACUCAUUGACAAAUCGAUCAGAUUAUUCAAAAUUAAUAUUUCGGAGGUCAUUGAGGUCGCCAAAAAUUUAUUCUUUGACCUACUUAAGAUUGAAUACGAAAGUAGACAUUCAGUUUCGCUCUGUGAGGCUGGCUCAGAGAGAUUUUUCAGCGAAGUGACAGGUCUUGAAGGUGUAAGACACAAGUUCAUUAAUUGUAUUGAAUCCAAGUUGCACAAAUACAAGCGAUUGUCACAAGAAUUGUCAUCGAGCAUAGAUGAGCAGGCAAAUGAUCAAUUCCCUGUACAUGUCGAACAACUUCUCAAUUCUCUACAUCACUUGCUCAGCCAAAUUCGUGAGAUUGAAGCAGCAAGUACAAACGACCCAAAUACCAUGAACUUCCAAUCCCAAGAGAAAUCUUUCAAGAAUGCUCUCAAGUCAUUUAAAAAGAACAACAACAUGCAGCUCUAUUUCAAAUAUCUUCAUUUGUUGGCAAGUAUGCAAAAGAGUAGAAAGCGAUACAUUGAAGCUGGGUUGGCUAUUUAUGUGCAUGCCUCCAAGCUCGAUAUCAAUAGCCAGAAUGAGUUACCAUACUUUUCUGAUUUUUAUCCAGAAGAAGUCGAAAGUAAGAGAAAGAUCAAACUCUAUAUGGAGAUUAUUGAUCUCUUCGAGAAAGGUAAAGAUUGGGAAAGAGCUAUCAAGCUUCAUGAAGAGUUAAGAGAACACUACAAGAAAAAUAUGAAUUAUCUUGAGCUAUCGACUAUUCAUUUAGAGGAGGGAAAGCUCUACAAGAAAAUUGUUUCCUCUAUUCGAGAGUACAACAAGUAUUAUUUUGUUGGCUUUUAUGGAAAGGCGCUUUCAAAUACCAACUAUAUUUUCAAUGCUCAUCAUCAAAAAUUGGCCGAUUUUGUGAAUUUUAUCAAAAUGAAAUUUAAGGGAGCUGUCAUUAAGAGAGAGAUACCUACCUCUUUCGAUGAAACCAAAUUCAGAACGAGUGAGCAACAAGUCAUAUUUUUGGCCCCUCUUGAACCUUCAUGUAUGAACGAAAUGGAAUCAUACUCAUCAGAGAAACACUUUGAGAAGAGUUGCUUCCAAUUGCUCGAUUCAAAAGUCUCUCCAAAAAUUCAACAAUAUCACAAGAGUCACAAUGUCAAUGUUUUCAAGCGUAUUAAAGUCAAAAGAGAAGAAAAGAAGGAGGAUAAUCAUCAUGCGACCACUGAAUCAAGUUUAACAAGCACCACUCUCCAACAACCUUCAGAAGCAAAAACGUGUACCAUCAACUUGGAAGAUGCCGAUGGAAUUAUCUCCUUUUUCACAAUCAAACAUCCAUUCCCAAACAUGUAUACCAUUCAAGAAGUUCUCGAAAAGAAGGUCAUCAAAUUGAACACUUUGGAAGUGGCCAUCUAUUAUAUUGAACAAAAGAUUCACUUCCUUCAAGAACUUGUCAUUAGUCACAAACUGAAUGAGAGUAAUUUAUUAACUGCCUCACUAGAUUCUGAACUUACUGGACUUAUCGAUCCAAGAAUUCACGGUGGCAUUUAUGUUGAAGUUGAAAAAUACUUGUCACCAAGUGCAUUAGAAACUCUCUACGAAGAAAACAAGUAUCUUGUUGCCAUUUACAAACAACGGUUGUCACAACUUGCAUAUCUACUGAAGGAAGGUCUUGUUCAGAGACGAAAACAUGUCAGCAAACAAAAUCUUCAAAUGAGCGUCUAUCUCGAAAAGAAAUUCAAAAACGAUCUCAUUCCGUUACUAGAACGCUACAACAUUCGAAUUCCUUGA